Messenger RNA from Exserohilum turcica Et28A, 2877 nucleotides. RefSeq lists its product as uncharacterized. The transcript is spliced from 6 exons. The record is from RefSeq and is a predicted model, not a curated record. Gene Ontology annotation, cellular component: membrane. The coding region runs from base 1 to 2877 and encodes 958 amino acids. NCBI's taxonomy places the organism in Eukaryota, Fungi, Ascomycota, Dothideomycetes, Pleosporales, Pleosporaceae. Gene Ontology annotation, biological process: arachidonate metabolic process.
AUGGACUCUCUUCCGUGGAUUACCUAUGACACCUCUUGUAAGGGGAACACUUUGACAUAUCACGAACCAUGUCAGCAUAUCAUCAAGAAUGUCAAGGGAGACGCCAAACCAUCCUACAUCACAUUUUUAGGAAAAAGAUCGAAAGCGAUUCUCCUAGGUCAUAUACUAGGUAAGAAUGCAGAUGUACCUGUCCAUAAACAAAUAUAUCUUUGGUGUUCGCCACGGCUGCGAGGCGGCAACACACCAAUCGUUGUCAUCGACUGUAACGUCCAAAACACGAACUCACCGGACCCCAACCCCAUCCGCCAAACAAGAAAUACGACAGUCUUGACAGUUCCCGACACUACAAACAUCAGCGCAACGUUAUGUGGGAGCAUUUUCUCGUUGUUUUCGAGUGUGAUCUGCUGUUUUGUUGACGACAUUGGUGGGCCUGCAGCUGUCGCUGAUUGGCUCGCUGAGCAGCUUGUCGCGAUGCCGGCAUCUGACUUGCGCACAGUACCCCACAUUUUGUUGGUCAUGGAAACAUCGUCGGACUCGUUUGAUGAGAGCAUUGCUGCUAACAAAGCUACAACCCUUGUAAUGGAUGCUUUGGGAGGUAAGAUAGGCUAUCUGAAUGCGAAACUUGCCACAAAGCCGCCUCUUGGUGAGAUCAACGUCCUAGGGUUACAGUCUUCAAAAUCUACGGCUACUCGCGCGCGAGCAUUAAAGCGACGUUUGUUGGCACUAUCGCGAAUUGCGAUGCUCGAGCGAGCCAACUCUCAUGUCCAGUUUAGCUUCUCACACUUUCGCAAUCUAACCCCUAAAAUUUUGCGCUGGCUUUGUGGCGAUGCUCCAAAGCCGUUCAGUCUCGUCGACGCGACUAGGCCCGAUGGAUUCUCUUGUAAUCUUUUGCAGUAUUGCAUAGAGGAUUUUCUAAAGCAAAUGCCCUCUCAAGCCUGGCUUUGGCAUUUUGCAGCACCACUGAUAGCAUCCGCUCUGCUGCUCGCUAGCUAUCCCCCACGUGCACAUGACUAUCUUUUCGAGAAUAUCUAUUCUACACCCUGCCGUACCGCGAUAUCUUCGUAUAGUCCUUUCGCAGAUAUCCAGAAGAAGUUUGUGACUGCCAUACUUACCGAAUUCCGUACAAUGUUCGCCGACUAUGAAGUCAAUGACUUACCUUCUCGCGAGUGUCAUCGAAAAACGCUUGCAUCCCAUCAUGCUAAUCUAGCUGAGUUCAGAAGCCAUCGAUCAUGCUUCAGCUGCUUCAUGCGAAUGCCUGAGAAAGUCUUGCCAUGCGGACACGCUCUCUGCGAUCCGUGUAUUAGGGCUUUGGGUAUACGCUCGCGUUUCGAGAAAAAUACAUACGAUGUUCCUGAGUGCAUUCUAUGCGGUGUUAAUUACCGUAACUCAACAUUUCGCUUCAUACCUCCCACUGCAGGAAUACGGAUACUUAGUGUAGAUGGUGGAGGUGUACGGGGUGUCAUUCCCUUGGCUUUUCUUAAGCAUAUUGAUUCGCUACUUGCUCCAUUUUGUUGCUCCGUCAAAGAUCAUUUUGAUUUUGUUUGCGGUACAUCAGCAGGUGGACUUGUAGUGAUUGGCAUGUUUCUGCUACAAUGGAGCGCGUCUGAAUCGUUGGAAAGAUUUGAAGAUGUAGCAAGUAAGACCUUUGGAAGACGAAAAGCACUAGUCACGAGAGCUCUCCAAUUAAUCGUGGGCUACGUCCAAGAUGGUCAGUACAGUUUAGCAGCGAUACAAGAUGCUUUCAGGAAAGCUUUCAACUCCCCGCUGCAGAUGUUCAAUCCACUCAAAAACGAUACCAAGGUUGCUGUCACGACUACGACAGUCAAAGAUUCUUUGCCUUGGCUCUUCACAAACUACAAUGGCGGGAAAAGAUCUAAUAACAUAGGAUAUGAUGUUAUACGAGCCGAUCGGGCCGACAGUGAUGUUACUGUGAGCGAGGCUGCAUGCUGUACCUCUGCGGCGCCUUGGUUCUUCAAACCUCAGGUUGUAGGAUCAUUAGGAGCGUUUCAAGAUGGUGGAUUACAACAUAAUAAUCCAGCUAGCAUUGCGCAAUGGGAGAUGCAGUUCUUAUGGCCGAAUAAACCCCAACCAGACUUCGCGCUCUCGCUAGGAACGGGAACUUCAUCACCCACUGUGGCCAGUAAAUCACCAACAAUAUCACGCUUUUAUAUACGGUUGUUUAAAAGCUUCAUGCGCAACCUUGACGGCGAAGACGCAUGGAAACGUUUUUUGAAUUCGAUAUCACCAGAUGUACGACAGCGCUUUCAUCGUCUUAACAUCAGACUGGCUGGCCCUGAACCUAGUCUUGAUGACAUAGUCGUGAUACCAGAACUCAAAAGCAAGGUAGUGCAAGCUAUUGCCGAAGAGUCACCACGACUAUCUAGUAUAUUUGACUCUAUGAUGGCAUCCAUGUUCUAUUUUGAGUUGGACGGCCUGCCAACGCUCGGAAAUGCCGGUUAUGACUGUAGCGGAUUCAUAUUCUGUCGCCUAGAUAUUCCCCCAGACGGCUUGCGCUACUUGUAUGACCGCUUACUUAGUACCAACUCGUGGUUCUUAAUCCAAGGUACUCCAGUGAGUUGUGUCCAGAGCGGGUGCGUACCUCAAGGCCUACCACCUUUUCGGCGCCAUAUUAGUUUCCGAGUAGAGACUCUAGAAGAGAUGUUAACGAUCUCGAUCCGUGGUAUAACGUCCAAGUCUUUACUCUUGAGUGGUUUUCCUACUACAAUCCAGAAACUUAUUGUCGCUCAGCAACUUGAUAGCCCUUAUGGAACUGUCGAUCAUGCCGUCAAUGCAAAACGGCUUCCUGUUAUUCCGCGGAAGCGAUCUGCAAAUAACCCACAGUGGGUCACUCGUGGUAUGAAGAGGGCUUGUAUCUAG